This is a messenger RNA of Zophobas morio, 915 nucleotides long. RefSeq names its product septin-7-like. The record is from RefSeq and is a predicted model, not a curated record. The coding region runs from base 14 to 886 and encodes 290 amino acids. Gene Ontology annotation, biological process: cytoskeleton-dependent cytokinesis; intracellular protein localization. Gene Ontology annotation, molecular function: GTP binding; GTPase activity; molecular adaptor activity. The transcript is spliced from 8 exons. Gene Ontology annotation, cellular component: cell division site; microtubule cytoskeleton; septin complex. NCBI's taxonomy places the organism in Eukaryota, Metazoa, Arthropoda, Insecta, Coleoptera, Tenebrionidae.
UGUCUGAGUAAAAAUGUCGAACCUUGGGUUUGCUAAUCUUCCUGCUCAGAUUCAUAGAAAGUCUGUAAAAAAAGGAUUUGAGUUUUCUUUAAUGAUUAUGGGCGAGGCCGGGUUAGGUAAGACAACUUUUGUAAACUCACUUUUUCAACAAAACUUUGGAGAGGAUAAAGAAUAUAAGACGGCUGAGCAAAGGAUGGAACCCAAUUCAUCUAUUCGCGUAGUCGAGCGAGAACUUCUGGAUCAACAAGUAAAGCUGAAACUUACGAUAUUAGAUAUUGUGGGAUUUGCAGAUGCUGUGGACAACACGAACACUUGGUCACCGGCUUAUGAAUAUAUUGUAAGAAAACUAGACGAGUAUCUCGAGCAAGAAGGGAAGGUAAAGCGAUCGAAAAUCGUAGACAAUCGCGUUGAUGCUCUUUGCUACUUCAUAUCUCCAAACUCCAACGGCUUGCGUCCUUUAGACGUUACAGCUCUCAAAAAGCUCCACAAUCUAGUUAAUAUUAUACCGCUUAUUGCCAAGGCGGAUACCUUAACGAAAUCCGAAAUAGGCGCUCUGAAGCACAAAGUGAUGGAGGACAUUUUUAAGCACAACAUAAAGAUUUACUCAAUGCCUUUUGACAGCGAUGAUGAUGACGUAAGCACCACUUCCGCUAAUGUACCGAUGCCGUACGCUGUCGUCAGUAGUAAUUCAAAGAUCCGCGUGGGCGGGAAAGAGGUUUACGGUCGGCAAUACACGUGGGGAGCCGUGGAAAUUGAAAAUGACGAACACUGCGAUUUUAAUACUGUGCGCAACAUUUUGGUCCGCCACGGAUUGCACGAUCUCAAGGAACGCACCAACGAUUUAUACGAGGAUUACCGAGCUUUUAAGCUAAAUACAGCAGAAUAGCCAAUUAAAAUAAUGAUGGUUUUAUAAAA